AUGCCGCCGUUGUGCGCGGGUGGUCGGAGCUACGACGACGCCAUGGCAUACGGCGUGGGGACCUACGCACGGAGGCAGAGGCGAAGACGAAGACAGAGACUCGAGAGGCCUCGCAGCGGCGACGAAUCAAAGAUGUCGUAUUCGAGGUACAGGAGUCGUUCAAGGAGUGUGGACUCGAGUGAUGUUGAGAACCCUGGGAACAAUCUCUUUGUGACUGGUUUAUCAUCUCGUCUAACUGAUCGAGAUCUGGAGAAGCAUUUCUCUACAGAGGGAGAGGUGAUUGAUGCAAGUAUUGUACUUGAUCCAUGGACAAGGGAAUCACGGGGAUUUGGAUUUGUUACCAUGGCCAAUCUUAAGGAGGCAGAACGCUGCAUCAAAUAUCUCGACAGUUCAGUGCUGGAAGGUCGUGUCAUUACUGUUGAGAAGAUUUUGUUGACAGCAGCAGGUUGAUGCCCGCAGCUGUAUGGCAUCAAAUUCAAAAGAUACACAA
Messenger RNA from Hordeum vulgare subsp. vulgare (domesticated barley), 490 nucleotides. RefSeq names its product serine/arginine-rich splicing factor SR45a-like. Gene Ontology annotation, biological process: positive regulation of mRNA splicing, via spliceosome. Gene Ontology annotation, cellular component: spliceosomal complex. Bases 1 to 450 code for a protein of 149 amino acids. Gene Ontology annotation, molecular function: RNA binding. The transcript has 6 exons. Lineage: Eukaryota; Viridiplantae; Streptophyta; Magnoliopsida; Poales; Poaceae. The record is from RefSeq and is a predicted model, not a curated record.